AUGGCGGCGGGCGGCAGCGACGACGAGAGCAUCGCCGAUGGAUCCUCGUUCGAGAUUAAGAUAAAGACGCUCGAUAACCGCACCUUCGAUGUCGCCGUGCAUCCUGAGAUGCUCGUCUCCACCCUCAAGGAACGCAUUGCACCGCUGCUGGGCGUGCCGGCGGGCAGGCAGCGGCUGGUGUUCCGCGGGAAGGUGCUCAAAGACGACAGCACCGUCGCGUCCUACGGUACGCCGCACCAUCCCUCCCUCCUUCCCCCCUGCGUCUUACGGUAUGCGCCUUCUCUCCCUCCUUCCCCCCGCGUCCUACGUACGCGCCUUCACUCCCCCCUCUUCCCUGUGGCCUACGACGGCAUGCCGGGGGCAGCCACGCUACACAUGGGGUCAGUCAACAUUCACACGGACGGCUCCCCAAUCAUGCCGGACCUCAACCAGAUCGUGACUGGCGUUCUGAGCUCCAUUGGUCUCAACCCCUUGGCAGGCAACACCAGCGCCACCAUCAACGUGACCCAGCCAGGCGGCAUACCGGGUGGGGCGGCAGGGGGAGGAUCGGCAGGAGCAGCAGCAGGGAGAGGAGGUGCUGGAGGAGGGGCGGCAGGGGGAGGAGGGGCGGCAGGAGGAACAGGAGGAGGGGUAGGAGGGGGAGCGGAAGGAGCGGGAGGGAGAGGAGGAGGGGAUGAUGCAGGGAGGGCACACGGAGGGCCGGAGUUUCAGAUUCAUGUUGACACUGCGGCAGGGCUGGACUCACUGGCGACCAUCGACGCGUACCUCUCUCGCCUCCACAACUCGCUGCUGCCUGCCGCCUCCUCUGGUGCGCCGCAGGCAGAGAGGGAGCAAGCUCGCCGCCAGGCCCUCGCCCCGCUGCCGCGACUAGCUGCCAACAUUCGCCGCCUCGAAAGCAUCCUCCGCGGCUCCGCCUCGUCCCAGCUGCUGCAGAUGGGCCCUCUGCUGCUCGAGCUGGGCCGGCUGUGCCACUCCGUGCAAAUGGGCGAUACCGUGGGAGAGGCGAGGCUGCAGGCGUCUCAGCCGGUGUUCAUCAACCAGUUCGGCCCCAACCCCGUCAUCACUCAGGUGGGUGGGGCUCACAGGUCAACGCAGGUGGGGCUCAGAGGGGAGGAGGGGGAGGACGUGGGGCAGCGGCUGCUGCAGGCCAUGGGGCCUCUGCUGCAGCGCCUCUCUGCUGCCAUGCAGAGCCGCCAGGGGCAACAGGGGGAGCAGGGGCAACAGCAGCAGCAGCGGCAGCAGCAGCGGCAGCAGCAGCAGCAGCAGCAAGGGCAGCAGCAGCAAGGGGGGACGGGAGGAGGUGAAGCAGAGCAGGCGCAAGGGGCGGGUGGGGCAGCGGAGAAGGAAGGCGAUGCGAUGGAGUGUGACGGGAAGGAGGAGGGUGGCACGGAGGGGGGGGAUGAGAGAGGGGAGGUCCCCGCUUGGAGCCCGCCUCCCCCUCCUCCUGCUGCACCGCCCCCUGCCUCUCCCCCACCUUCCUUCCCACCUGGAGCGCUACGCACAUUUGCCCAGGUGGAUUCUCAGGUGAAAGCACAUGGAUGCCAUGACAGCGGCAGCAACUGCAGGAGCGAUAUUAGUGGUGGGCGCAGCAGUGGUGGAAGCAGCAGUAACAGCACAGAGCCGCACGUUGGGCAUGACGAGAGGGGGCCACUCCCUGCUUACAGCCGUCCUCCUCCCCCCCCAAGCGCCCGCCCGUCACCCUCUCCCCCUGCUCCUGGCAAGAAGGCCGCAUCAUCAGAUGCACAGCCAGCGGCAAAUUCAAGUGCCACCCAGUCUGCCACUCCCCCAUCCGGCCCUUCGGCCCCGCUGGGUCUGGGGGGAGGACUUGGCGUCACUCCCAAGCCAAAGAGCAGCAAGCCCACUGGUGCAGGGGGCGGGGGAGGGGGAAGGGGAGGGGGAGGCACAGGGUCCGGUGCACUGGGGCUUGGAUUGGGGAUGGGACUACCAGGCAUGGGCGGAGGGGGAGAGGGAGGGGGAAGGGGAGGAGGGGGGGAAAGGAGGCAAGCGCAGGGGAGAGGGGGUAGUGGGCGGGGGGCGAGUGGCGGAGCCCCUGACCUAGGCGGCAUGUUUGAGGUGCUGGGGUCCCUGGGGAUGGGCGGGGGGGCCAUGGGCGCAGGUGGCAUGGGGGGAGCGGGGCUAGGUCCGUUUGGGGGGAUUGGGGCGCUGGGGGGGCUGCCAGGGAUGCAAGGGGGCGCGCCUGCAGGCCUGGGCGGGCUGGGCUUGGCGCCAGGAGGAGGAGCAGCACGAGCAGGGGCAGCAGGGCGAGGGGCAGCAGGGCGAGGGGCAGCAGGGCGAGGGGCGUCCGAGGCGAAUCCGCUGGGCGGCAUGAUGCAGCAGGCCCUGGCUGACCCCGCGCUGUCCCAGCUCAUGCACGCCUUUGCUGCUGGCGCUGGCGCCAUGGGGGGCUCUGGGGGGGCGCUGGGGGGAGGGGUGAGACGGGCAGGCGCAGGGACAGGUGGGGGGGGCGGGGGAGGCGGGGAGCUUGACCUGGGCGCGCUGCUGGGGGGAUUGGGGGGGAUCGGGGGGAUGGGGGGUAUGGGGGGGAUGAGUGGUGGUGCGGGCAGUGUUGGGGGGCAGCAAGGGGGGAUGGGUGGUGGUGGGCUUGACUUGGGGGCGCUGUUGGGAGGGUGGGGUGGACCGGGAGGGGGAAUCAUGGGUGGGGGUAUGGGUGGGGGCAUGGGAGGGGGCAUGGGUGUGGAGGGAGAGGAGUUGGAUUUCGGGCAGAUGAUGGCUGACGUCAUGCCCAUGGUGUCACAGAUGCUGGGCGGCAUGGGCCUGGGCGGCACAGGCGGCGGCUUGGGUGCUGGCAUGGGUAGUGGGCGGAGGAGCACCGGGGGUGGCAGGCGAGUGGAGGAAGUAGAGGACGAGUGGAAGAACUCUCUCUCUCAGGAGGAAGCGGAAGAGUGGGCGGCAAUCAUGGAAGAGGACGAGAAGCGCCAGAGGGACAUGCCACGUCAGCGCCCCUUCAGCGAUGCGUACUGGCGUGGGCAGCGUGGCAAGCCACCCCACCAUCGCACCGACACGGCAGCACAGCUGUUGCAAACCGGCGCUCCUCCUUCUGCGGUGCUGGCUGCGGCCGUUAAGGCUGCUUCCACUGCCGCUGCUGCUGAGGGGGGAAGAGAGGAGGGGCGGCGGGGGGCUGGGAUGCGGGGAGCAGUGGAGAGGAAGGAGAGGCAGGAGCGCAUGAGACUCGCUGCUGAGGCUGUAGCGGCAGACGAGGCGGUUGUGGAGGCUUACACUGCUCUGCUGGCGCGGGACCUACAGGCUCGCCUCUCCUCCGACCCGGAUGCCCAGGGUCGGUUGAGCUUGCAGCAAGUCGUGACGCCGGACAAACAGUCAGGCGAGGUGGCGUCUGCUUCAAAUCCCCCCAGCUGA
This is a messenger RNA of Closterium sp. Yama58-4, 3375 nucleotides long. The record is from the annotation of a GenBank genome assembly. NCBI's taxonomy places the organism in Eukaryota, Viridiplantae, Streptophyta, Zygnematophyceae, Desmidiales, Closteriaceae.